AUCGUGUUGCAAAAUAAACAAUCAGAAUCGGGGCCCGGCCGUGAGCAAAUUUGCUUUCUUAUUUUAUUACUUGUGUCAACAUUUUAGAUCGAUAUUAUCGGAUUAUUUACUCCCCUACGUUAUAUCAUGGUAUUUUGAUUCUUUUAUUGCGAACAUGGUGCUUCUACCGCCGUGCGUUCCGGAUACUUGUGGAAAAGAUUUCCGCAACUCGUUGCAUAAGCCGAGUCCGAACUAUCCUUAUGGCAGUACGAAGAGGAAACCUCGGGUCGUGCCCGCAUUCACGAUACAAGCGAUGCAGAAGAACACGAAGGUGAAACCGCCACCCAAGUGCGGUUUGUACGAUCCUCUACCUGUCAGACCGACCACGUUCCGAGGAUGCUAUAAAAGGGGCGAGUUCCCUCUGUCUAUUGAAUUCGUCGCGAGCGGGAAAAAGCUUUCUUGGAAGGUACCUAUAGAAAAAUUGGACUAUCAUCAUUACCUGCCGAUAUUCUUCGAAGGCCUCGCCGAAGCGGGUUACCCGUUCACCUUUAUAGUCGAGCAAGGUAUCCACGACCUUGUUACCAAGGGGUCUCACAAAGUCUUGCCUGUGGUGCCACAAAUUAUAAUACCUAUCAAAAAUGCGUUGGCGACGAAACGGCCCACGGUGCUAUGCCACGCGCUUCGCUGUCUGCAGAUGCUAGUCACGUACUGUGACCACGUGGGAGAGGCGCUCGUCCCCUACUAUCGCCAGAUAUUACCUAUACUCAGUUUAUUCAAGGACAAGAACAAUAACAUGGGUGCCGGAAUUGACAGUAGUACAUCACGCGGUGAGAAUGUUGGUGACUUGAUAGAAGAAACUCUUCAAUGCUUGGAACGUUACGGUGGUCCGGACGCAUUUAUAAAUAUUAAAUACAUGAUACCAACGUACGAAUCUUGUAUGCAAAAUUAAUAUAGACAUUUAGAUAUGU
Papilio machaon (common yellow swallowtail) is the source of this 947-nucleotide messenger RNA. Its product is annotated as parkin coregulated gene protein homolog. The coding region runs from base 155 to 928 and encodes 257 amino acids. The transcript is spliced from 4 exons. Gene Ontology annotation, molecular function: Hsp90 protein binding; Hsp70 protein binding. Lineage: Eukaryota; Metazoa; Arthropoda; Insecta; Lepidoptera; Papilionidae. The record is from RefSeq and is a predicted model, not a curated record.